This is a messenger RNA of Heterostelium album PN500, 1842 nucleotides long. RefSeq names its product BAR and SH3 domains-containing protein. The record is from RefSeq and is a predicted model, not a curated record. Gene Ontology annotation, molecular function: phosphatidylinositol binding; microtubule binding. Gene Ontology annotation, biological process: vesicle organization; actin filament polymerization; clathrin-dependent endocytosis. The transcript is spliced from 8 exons. The coding region runs from base 1 to 1842 and encodes 613 amino acids. Lineage: Eukaryota; Evosea; Eumycetozoa; Acytosteliales; Acytosteliaceae. Gene Ontology annotation, cellular component: cytoplasm; vesicle; plasma membrane.
AUGACAAUCGAAACAUUUAAAGAUAAUUUUUGGGGACCUGGUGGAUUCGAUAUUCUAGAGAAGAGAAUCAAUCAGGCAACAGAGAGUACGAAAUAUAUGUUGUACUUUUUAAAGGAGCGUGCAUCGAUCGAGGAGAGUUAUGCCAAGAAUUUGCAAUCGCUACUGAAGCGAACUUCCAAUAUAGUUGAGUACGGUACACUCAGAGAUGCAUGGUUUGCCGUCAGAGGUCAAGUGGAAACCACCAUCUCCACACACCAGGAGCUGGCGUCGAAGCUCGACAAAGACAUCGUCUCGUCGUUCCAAAAGUUCAAAUCGGAACAAAAGAAAAAUAAACGUAACUUUUUGCAUGACGCCUGGAAACUCAGUAAGGAGCGAAGAGAUCAAGAGAACAACAUCGCCAAAUAUCGUUCGAAAUACGAAGAUUACUCAAAGCAAUCCGAACAAUUAAAUAGUACUUUGGAGUCUGCAAAGAGUAGUGGUAAAGGUAUAAGUGAAAUUGCAAAGAUUCAAUCAAGAUAUACAAAAGCUAUAAAGGAAAGAGAUGCUUUUGAAUCAGACUAUAGAAAUGCAGUUACAAAGCUGGCCAGUAAUCAACCGGCUUGGGAGGAAAAGACUGCUUCCAUCUAUCAGACAUUACAGGCAACCGAGGAGGAGAGAAUCGAUUGUAUUAAGGUUCAACUCGAUAAGUAUGGUCAGGCAAUCAAUCAUUCACAGAGUCAAAUCAGUAGUGUAGAUCUCUCUACGAUCGUAAGCGAUAUCGAUAAAUACGAAGAUAUCAAUAGUUUCAUUAGAGAACACAAGACUGGUUCAGAAAGACCACCAUUACCUGUAUUUGUACCAUAUGGAAGAAAUUCAUCAGAGUUUACUUCAGCGCCUAGUAAAUCAUUUUCAUCUUCAUUGUCUACAUCAAAUUCAUCACCGGCAACUCUAACAUCAUCUGCAUCAAGUUCAUCUAUUAACUCUAGUUAUAAAUCAUCAUCAUCGACAGCACCCACUCUCAGUAAAGCUCCACCACCUACAGUUGUUGCAAGAAAACCACAGAAACAAGUGAAGGCAUUAUAUGAUUAUGUUGGUUCUGAUGCAACAGAGUUGGAUUUCUAUACAGGUGAUAUCAUUACGGUGUUGGAUGAAGAUGAAAGUGGUUGGUGGAAAGGAUCGGUCGAUGGAAGAGAAGGUCUUUUCCCAUCAAAUUAUUGUGAUAUCAUAACACCAUCAAAUCAAUCAAAACGUAGUAGUAUUAGUAACAGAGUGAAUGGUAGGGGUGGUCUAUAUGUUGAAAUUGUUAAUCUAUGUUUGUCUGUUCAACUCAAAUGUGUCAACAUUUGGAAAACUAAAUAUAGUUCGUGCACUGGUCAAGUACAAAUGGUGGCUUAUUCAUCUACUUUACAAUCUGACUUUGUAAUGGCAAACGCUGGAGUUAAUUGUAACUCACAAGGAUGUACAAUAUCCAAUUUAGAUUGUACCUACAAUUGCCAGCAAGUCUCAAUAAUCUAUGGACAAUGUUCAAAUGGACUGAUGGUUGAUCAAAGCUACGAUGUUUCUAUCUAUCAACAAAAUCCUAUUUAUUCAGAAUUCAAAAUUGGUUGUUUUCAUAGAAUGAUUUGGACAUCAAGUGGAUGUAGUGCUUUUUACUCUGGUUUACUUGUACUAAAAGAUCAAUGUAUAAAUAGUUUCUUUGGAACUCCUUAUUUCUAUCAAACCAAUUCAAAUCAAAUCAACUUUGAACGUGGAUGUAACUCUGGUUGUAGUUCAUGUUCAACACAAAACCAAUACUCGAAAUCGAUUUGUUACCACCAAUUUUAUGCUCAAGGUAAUAAGUUUUCAAAUUUCUUACUCUCAUAA